CAUAGCAUUUCAUUUCAAAGUUUUUGUUGUUAUAUCUUUUGUAUUUGUAUUCGCAAUUUCUUUAAAUAUUUUAGCAAAUAUUUAAUUGUUUGUGGUGUUAAUAUCAUUACACUUUAAAUUAGCAACGAAUUAACUAUUGUAAUGAGUAAUGAACUGCUGCAAUACUUAUUGCAAGGCUCAAGCAAUUUGUCGCCGAAUGCAAAAGAAAUAUUCUUACUCCACGCUGAAGAUGAGUUUAAUAAGGGAAAUAUGUUAAAUUCAAUAUUUUAUCAAGUACGCGCGCUUUUUCAAUCUUUUCUCGAUAACUACAUGGAGGAAGCAUAUUGGAACACGACGCACUUCAAAGAAGCAAAAAUUAUGAGUCAAAUGAAUGAUUGGGAAAAGGAGGACUUUAAAAGUAAUCCCUUGAUGCAAUAUGCAGUAAAGACGUUAGCGGAGAAAAAUAAAACUAAAAACGAAAAAUGUGAUUGCUGUCCCAAAUCUAUUGGCUAUAAUUUCUUGCAAAAUAUCACGGAUUCUGUAAAAGGCAUAGAGCAAAUCAAAAAAAUUUGUGCUGAAUUUCCAACGCAAUGGACCAUAUUGCAAAUAUGCAAAGGACCACUGGCAAGGACCACCUAUUCCAUUUAUCCACAGAUACAUGAAAGCGAUGCGUGCAUUUAUUUGACAAUAUUACGUCAUGUUCGAAGUGCUAAAUAUCCUAACCCAAUAUGCAUACGUUUAAGUAGUCCCAAGCAAAAGCAAUUAUACCGAGAUAUGGCAGUCAUCCCAUUGGAAUUCAAACAACACGUCAAUAUCAAUGGACAAACAUUAGAUAAAGAAGCCAAAAAAAGAUAUUGGGAUGUGCUUGGCGAAUGUAAUACAAAAAUUAUCAAAGUUUUAGAAGACUUCAAAGAGUUUCUAUAUCCAUGGUGUUUCUUAUUUCGAGGAAAACCGUUCCCUUCGCCAAAUGUCGAAGCUUAUGAAAACAAAGCAUUUAAAUCUGUUGAUGAGUUCUGCAAUACUUACAAAUGGGGAUCUAAGGAACGUGUGAUAUUGUCUUUAGCCGCGUUGCAUGUGCAGUCAAUUUCACAGCUGGAACUGUUUGCUAUUUGCAAUACAUUAACUGAUAAAGAAAGAGAGCAAACCAAAGCUGCCAGUCUUUUAUUUGAACUGAAAGUAACUUCUUUUAAAUAUAAGGAGUCUAUUAAAGAUUGGAAAGCGUCAAAUAACUAUCCUUGCAUUCUGGUUGUCGAUGAACGUUUGGAUCAUUUCUUUUGGGAAGAGAUAAGUGUUGGACAAGAAUAUACCCGUGUGAACAACCUGCAAAUGCUCUAUACACUUUUCAGUAGUCACAAAGAAAAAAUUAAAAAUGGUUACUUAAAAGUGAAUAUAACAAAUGGAGCCUGUGUGAUUAAUCCUGAUAGUAACUUACCUAAUACGGAAAAGCGUAUGUCUAAAUUUUUUCAGUAUUGGUUGCCACAUUGGCAAAUGAACAUUGGCAAUAAGCCUACUCAGGAUCAACUACUUAAACAAUUCUUCAAACAAUCAUGCUAUGUCUAUGCUGGUCAUGGAUCUGGUCUACAAUAUAUACACGGUAAAUACAUUGCUAAGCAACAUAUGAAUUGUGUAGUGUUUCUCUUUGGUUGCGAUUCCUCACGUCUGCAUUCAAAUGGUCUUUACAGUGAAAUGGUGGGCCCGCAUCUCUAUUACCAUGCAGCGAAGUGUCCGACACUGGUAGGCACAAUAAUGCCUGCUUUAGACUCAAAUAUGGAUACUGUGGCAUCCUGUUUAUUGAGUAGUUGGAUAGCACCUAAGUCAUGGAAAGAUAUUAUACCUUGGACUUCCAUAGAAUUUCCAAAAUGGUGUAAAGAAGGCAUCAUAAAACCUGAUACCACAAAUAAAAACCAAAGUCUACUGAAGAACAGUUACAAUAAAGGUAGUUUAUGUGCUCUGAUCGCAAAAGUACAUCAACGCAAAACCGAAGUAAAACACUACAAUACCGUACCUUAUGUUUGCCGUGGCUUACCAGCUUGGAACGUCAAUGUAGAAAAUUUACCAUAAUAGUCAUAAUAACUUGUAAUUUAUUUUAAAUAAUUUAUAAAUUUUAAUUAUUGUUUUAUAUUUUAUAUUUUAAUUUCUUGCAAUAUAUCUUAAAAUUAAUUUUAGUUCAAAUCAUGCAAUCGAAUUGUUAAAAAUAGUCGUUAUUAAUUUAGUUUAUAAUUGUGAAAGGUAUUAAGAAAAAAUAGGAAUUUACAUGUAUUCGUCAUUGUUAAAACGCAAGCUAUAAUUCGUAAUCCAUUUGCUAGUAAUCAAUAUAUUUGUAUUAUUCAGCUUAAGGUCGAUUAAUAUAUUCAUUAAAGUUCUACACAAAGCGCAUUUUUAGCCUUAAUAGUAUUUUUAAAUAAGAGAUAGCGAAUGCGUUAAAAACAAGUUGAAAACUUUUCGAUAUAACUUACUUUAUCUGUUUAUGUGUGCGACCAAUAUUUAAUACUUUUUGUUAAUAAUUGUUUUAUAAGCAGAAUUACUCUAAGUAGAUAUAAGUACCAUAUCUACUAAGUAGAUGUUAGUACUAUAUCAACUAAGUAGAUAUAAGUACCAUAUCUACUAAGUAGAUAUAAGUACCAUAUCUACUAAGUAGAUAUUAGUACCAUAUCUACUAAGUAGAUAUUAGUACCAUCUCUACUAAGUAGAUAUUAGCACCAUAUCUACUUAGAGUAACAUAUUAUGUAUAUGUGUUUUUUUAUUUAUCAUAUUUUAAAAUACUC
Molecule: messenger RNA, 2744 nt
Organism: Teleopsis dalmanni
Lineage: Eukaryota; Metazoa; Arthropoda; Insecta; Diptera; Diopsidae
Exons: 11
Coding region: 142-2040 (632 amino acids)
Biological process (GO): meiotic chromosome separation; proteolysis
Cellular component (GO): centrosome; mitotic spindle; cytoplasm
Molecular function (GO): cysteine-type endopeptidase activity
Source: RefSeq, a predicted model, not a curated record